Messenger RNA from Fraxinus pennsylvanica, 456 nucleotides. The record is from the annotation of a GenBank genome assembly. NCBI's taxonomy places the organism in Eukaryota, Viridiplantae, Streptophyta, Magnoliopsida, Lamiales, Oleaceae.
AUGUCGAAUACCCCACGCGCCGCCGAUGGCAGCAACGGAAGAGACAACAACAAUGAAAUAGAAAACACAGUGGCGAAAACAGCCGGAUUCGUGGUCUUUUCGGGAAUCGCUAUGAGCAUUCUCAAAGCCCUUAACCCCUUCAACAAAAAUCCCGACCUCCAAAAGGAACCCUUCACGGAUUCAACUCGGAUCCAGCCCCCAUCUCAACUAGGUCAAAACCCCUGCUUACAGUCCCCUGAAUUGCCACCCCUCAAAGAACCAAUUUUUCAGGAUCCCGUGACUACUUUGGUUGAGGAAAAUGUGGUGGAACCUUCACAUAAAACUAUACAGAUUGUCAAAGGAGAUACUCUUUGGGGCUUAUCAAGAAAAUAUGGGGUUUCAAUUGACGCAAUAAAGGAAGCAAAUGGGCUUAUGGGGGACACCAUCUACGCUGGAAAAAAGCUCAUAAUCCCGUGA